AUGAUGGGAGAAGGUGAUGACGUGGUGGAGCACAUCAACAGACUCAAGACUCUGGCGGAGCAAUUGGACGCAGUCGGUGCUCCGGUCAGUGAAGAUGAUUUGAUCAUCACGCUUCUGGCCAGUCUUAGCGAGUCGUACCAGUUCCUGAUAACAGCAUUGGAGUCGAGAGCCGACUCUCUGUCGUGGGAACUAGUGACGUCUCGGCUAUUGCAUGAAGACAUGAAGCGCAAGGAGCAAGGUGGCGGAAUCGAAGGAGCCGCGCACGGUCAAGCUCAAGCAUUCAUGUCAAGAGACAACAAGCGCAAGGCUCGACCGGCUAAGAAGACCGGUGCGUGCCACAAUUGUGGAAAGCAGGGACAUUGGAUUGCCGAAUGCCCCUCGCGCAUCCAGGAAGACGCUGAUCGACACAGGUACCAGCGUGCAAACAUCGCGCAAGAACCGGAGCUUGGCGAUUACAUGUUCUCGGUUGGUGGUGGCAAGACCAAGUCGAGUUACAUGUGGCUGGUCGAUUCAGGGGCGACGCAGCACAUGACAAGUUCGAAAGAGUUCAUGAGGAACUACAAGGACUUUGGACCAGUAGAUGUGCAUCUUGCUGAUGAUGAGUUAUCUCGAAACUUAUUUUCCGUUGGAAGAUUCAUCAAGGACGUGGGGCCUGUCACCUUUGAAGUCGAUGGUUGCUUCGCGGAAACGAAGGGUUUCAAGUGGAAACUAGGCGCUCUAGAAGUAAAGGGAUUGUUCAAGCUUUGUAUGACACCGGAGUUUCCUGACGAGGUCAAUGUGGCGAGUCCAAUAAACUUCAAAGGAGACAACACUUCCUACCUCUGGCACCUUCGACUUGGCCACAUUGGUCAUGGUGGUCUAGACGCCAUCGUCAAGAAAGAUUACGGCAGUGGAAUCGGCAUGAAGUCUGUGCAGAAGUGGGAGUUUUGUAAAGGAUGCGCACUUGGCAAACAAUCACGUGUGAGCUAUAUGCCCAAGUCACCCGACCGAGCACGUAUGUUGCUGGAGGUCAUUCACAGCGAUGUGUGUGGCCCCAUGAAAACUCCUACCUUCAGUGGAAAACGAUACUUCGUGACUUUCAUUGACGAAUACUCGCACUACUGUGUGGUGUAUCUGCUUCAAAACAAGUCUGAAGUAGCGACCAAGUUCGCUCAAUUUGUUGCGUUGGCGGAAACCCAAACUGGCAAACGUGUGAAGACUCUUCGAAGCGAUAAUGGUGGUGAGUACACUUCCAGAUCGAUGUCCAAGUUCUGUGCGGACCAUGGUAUCAUGCAGAAAUUCACGCCGCCUUACACUCCUCAAUUGAACGGUGUCGCUGAGCGAAUGAAUCGGACAUUAGUGGAAAGCGCUCGUUGCAUGAUGGAACAUGCUGAGUUAUCCAAGUCGUAUUAG
Peronospora matthiolae is the source of this 1392-nucleotide messenger RNA. Lineage: Eukaryota; Oomycota; Peronosporomycetes; Peronosporales; Peronosporaceae. The record is from the annotation of a GenBank genome assembly.